AUGGGCCGUAGCGGGCUGACGAGCCAAAAGAACAGUACAGGUGUGGGGCGCGUGGCUGAUAAGCAGAUGUUUGCGGGCUGCGGCUGCGGGUGCCUGCCGUUGGCGCCCACGGGCAGAACGACCGCGAUGGCGGAGGAGGAGGAGCAGGAGGUGGUGGUGGUGCGGGUGGCGCAGGGCGCGCUCAAGGGUCGACGAGUGCCCUUUAGGGCCGGCAAGGGCCGCGCCUUCUUCAGCUUCCGCGGCGUGCCCUACGCUCGCCCUCCGGUCGGACCUCUGCGCUUCCAGGUAGCCCAACCUCCUGAUCCUUGGGAUGGUGUCCGAGAAGCUCUUGAAGACGGACCCCCUUGUCCACAAGUUGAGAAAAUAUUCAAAGUGCCUUACAGGGGAGACGAAGAUUGUCUUUAUUUAAAUGUAUACACACCUAAAGCACCCAAUCAAGGCGAAGAACUAAAAAUACCUGUAAUGGUGUGGAUUCACGGUGGAGCUUUCGAAAACGGCAGCGCAGAAAUGGACAUGUACGGGCCGGAGUAUCUCGUUGGAGCUGGAGUCGUGAUCGUCUGCAUCAACUAUCGACUUGGAGUGUUGGGUUUCCUGAGUCUUGAAGAUGGAUCACAUUCCGAAAAUUUGGGACUGAAGGAUCAAGUUGUGGCAUUGCGAUGGGUAAAAGACAAUAUUGCGUAUUUUGGAGGAGAUCCAAACAAUGUGACGAUAUUCGGCGAAAGUGCUGGUGGGGCAUCCGUUAACUACCACAUGUUGUCUCCCAUGUCAAGAGGAUUAUUUCACAAAGCCAUAAUGCAAAGUGGAUGUGCACUGAAUCCUUGGGCCACUGCAACCAAACCACGAGAACUAGCUUUUGCAUUAGCCAAGGAUCUUGGCUGCUACGCCACCAGCUCCGAAGAAGUGCUUAAUUUUCUGCGCAACAUUUCAGCUCGCCAGUUAAUUGACACGUAUGAUAAAAUUAAAAAGCAGCAGAGUGGCAUGAGACGAUGGAGAUUCGGCCCAGUUCCUGAAGCAAACGCCCGGCCAAACGAUCAAAUAUUUCUACCUACUUCUCCCAAAGCUCUGCUGGAAAAUGGAAAUUUCCAUUCUGUUCCGUGUAUUAUAGGGAUUACCUCACAAGAAGGUAUAAUUUCACUCCAAGUAAAUGGCAUCCUGAAGAAUCCAGCUUUAUUACGAAACAUUGAUGAUCGAUUAGAUCCACUCAUUCCUCAGGAUGUUGGUGUUGAUAAUAAUCAAUGCAGUAUAAGAGAAAAGAUUAAAGAAUUUUAUUUUGGCAAUUCAAGUAAUGGCGAAUCAGCAAUGGUCCAGUACGUAAAUUUUGCUUCAGACGUUCAUUUCACGAGAGGGAUAGAUAGAACUGUAAACUUGUUGGCAGCAAAUGCAACACCAGUGUUCUACUACCACUUUUCCUUCAGUGGUAAAAUGAACAUUUUUAAAAACUGGGCUCAAGCAACAAAACUUACUGGAGCUGCUCAUUUAGAUGAUGUGGGCUAUCUCUUCACAAGUAAAUUUUUCAACGUACCUGAGGUUAAUUCUGGCUCAUCUGAGUGGAUAACUCGCGAGAGGAUGGUAAAAUUGUGGACAAAUUUUGCAAAAACAGGGAAUCCAACUCCAGCUCCAGAAAAUAAUUUAAAUAUAUAUUGGCCCUGCUUAUCUUCCACUAAAAAAGUGUUCCUCGAUAUUAAUACAAAGCUGAGUAUAGGAAGAGAUCUUUAUAAAGAGAGGGUCGAAUUUUGGAACAAUCUCUGAAUAUUAAAAUUUAUAAGGAAUAUAAUGAUGGAAUUCAAAUAUAAAAUAAAUAUUGUUUUUGAAAUGCCGUGUUCCAAUGCGAUUAGAAUACCUUAACAGGUCAAAGAAAAUGUUAGAAAAUGUCAAAUUUUCAAAUUUGUACAAAUGCAAAAAAGUAACUUUAUAGACGAGUUGCAUACGCUAAUUUUGUACAACAGCAUUGUAUAUUUAUAAGAGAAUAAAACUUCAUUUUUCCAAACAA
This is a messenger RNA of Gryllus bimaculatus (two-spotted cricket), 1990 nucleotides long. Lineage: Eukaryota; Metazoa; Arthropoda; Insecta; Orthoptera; Gryllidae. The record is from the annotation of a GenBank genome assembly.